AUGUUGUUCACUCAAAGGACGCCGGCAUUCGACGUUUGCCGCCAAUCUCUAAACCUCAGCCUCGGCCGCCACGUUUCUAAUGCUCGCUGCGAGCCGAGCAAGGAUAAUAAUACCAGCGAGAACGGCGGCGGUUUUGGGAGCAAUGGUUACUGCGAGAUAACGGAUGCGGGAAGCAACAAGAGCAGCAGUGCAACCAGCGACACCUCGACACCCUCGCCGACGAACUCCACGACCAACGAGACUUUCUCCCGGCUCUCCCUCGAAGCUCCCGAUGACAUUCCGGGGGGGUCGCCCGGUCCGUGGACGUAUACUUCGACAGCCGAGCAGAUCUUUUCGACGCGGGUGUUUUCCUCAGAUAGUGGUGCAACGGAGAUGGGUUCGCCCAUGCGGAUGUCUCGGUCGCUCAGCUUCACGGUGAUCUCGUCUCCAGGGUCGACCAUGCACGAAGACGAUGUCGCGCCCAAGAUUGAGGAAAUCGACGAAGAUGAUGGAACGAUAUCACUAAGUAUCCACCACGACGAGCCACUGGAUGGCAAAAGUGACGUUCCGCCGUCGCCGACUGCCUGUGUUCCUAGAAAACGCGGCAGACCGCGCAAACACCCCCCACCAGCGCCAGGCCAGGCCAAAAUCACAAAGGGCCGAUCGAAGACUGGAUGUAUAACAUGUCGCCGGCGGAAGAAGAAAUGCGACGAGACGAAGCCGGCGUGUCUGAACUGCCAGAAAAACGCCGUUGUUUGCGAGGGUUACCCGGUGAAGGAAGUCUGGAAGAGCGGAAAGCAGAAGAUAGAAGAAGCAGCUCGAAGACAGUCCUUUGCCAUCCUCGCCCGCGGACUGCCCAUCCUCAUCGACGGCAUCGAGACAGACAUCGACAGACGCUUCCUUGACCACUUUGUAAACGACUUUAGCAGAGUACUCACCUUGAUAAACGAUGACUCCAAUCCGUUCAAGGAGAUACUGCUACCAAUGGCGACCCAGCAUAAAGGCCUGAUGCACUCGUUGAUGUGUCUGGCCGGAUCACAUCUCUCGGCUCGAGACCCUGAGCCUUCACUGAAGGAGCGAAAGCAUUAUCACUUCCAUCGCGCAAUUACGAAUCUGAGAACUACCAUCGCCGCUCAAUCAUCGACUUGCUCACCAUCAUCGCCUCCUUCUCCUCCUUCUUCCUCCUCUCCUUCACCGACAACGACCACAAACACAAAAACAAAAGCCAAAGAACACCCAGAAAGUCUCCCCGUCGAAGAUCCUAUGAUUGCAUCGACUAUUGCGCUAUGUCUUCAUACGAUUUGCGAGGGGGAAACUAAGGGAGAAUACAGGUCGCACAUGGAUGCUGCGAGAUAUCUUUUGAUCACACAGCGGCCAAGGAACGAAAAGUUUCGACAGUUUAUCGUCGAGUUCUUCCAGUACCAUGAUGUGUCCAACUCGGUGACCACACUCGAUAGACGGCCUGUCUGUUUCGCCGGUGACCUUCGCCUACCCGACUUCGUUCCCCAUGCUCAGGCCGGUGCUCUGCUAGGCAUUUUCGACGGGCUCUUCCAUUACAUAUCCGAGAUCACUGUCCUUCGUGAUAGGAUACGGCGACGGAUAAACCAGGGCAUUGAGCCGGCAAUUGAUUAUCAGACACUGAGUGAAGCUGUAGGAAUAGACUCGCAAAUCCGCGCGUGGGAGCCAUCAUAUCCCGCAGACAACCCUAACUGGUUAGCAUCUCAGUUAUAUAGACAGUCUACUUGGGUGUACCUGUAUAGAACCAUUCGUCCAUCACGGCCAGACGAGAAAAUAUCACAGGUGGUAGAUGACGGCCUCCUCUAUCUCAGCCAGCUACCCUUAGAUGCUGGCGCAUAUAGCAUCCUAUUAAUGCCCCUCUUUCUGCUUGGAUGUUCUGCUUUCGAACCCUACCAACGAGAGCGUGUUAAGACCGGAUUCGACAGCUUACAGUCAUAUUCGAGCCUGCGAAAUAUCGUUCCCGCACUUCGAGUGGUAGAGAAGGUCUGGGACGUCAUGGAUACAAGCCCAAACCUUAGUUGGGAUUGGGAGAAGAUCAUUGACGAUAUGAACAUGGACUUCUUGAUAACAUGA
Arthroderma uncinatum is the source of this 2070-nucleotide messenger RNA. RefSeq lists its product as uncharacterized. The transcript is spliced from 2 exons. Bases 1 to 2070 code for a protein of 689 amino acids. NCBI's taxonomy places the organism in Eukaryota, Fungi, Ascomycota, Eurotiomycetes, Onygenales, Arthrodermataceae. Gene Ontology annotation, molecular function: zinc ion binding; transcription cis-regulatory region binding; DNA-binding transcription factor activity, RNA polymerase II-specific. The record is from RefSeq and is a predicted model, not a curated record. Gene Ontology annotation, cellular component: nucleus. Gene Ontology annotation, biological process: positive regulation of transcription by RNA polymerase II.